AUGACAGAGGGGAGAAAGAAGAGGGAGGGGAUGGGGUACAGAUUUAUUUCCACAGCUGAGUGCUGCCCCUCUCCUCUCAGGCUCGACGUGGAUCUGUGAUAGACAGCCGAGAGGAAGCAAGUGACGACAGAACUGAGGGGGAAGAGUGAGGGGAAGAAGGGAAUAAACUUAGGUGCAGGAGGAGGAUUGAGGACAUGGAUGCCCUAGCACUAGAAGCCACCAGUGGCAAAAAGACAAAUAACGGGCCGACAGUGGCGGUGGCCCCGCUGCCGGCUCAAGCCCCGGUCAAACGCAAACCUGCCAAAAAAGCUAAAAAGGCUGUUGUUUUCUUUGAGGUGGAGAUACUGGACGCCAGGACCAAGGACAAGCUCUGCUUCCUGGACAAGGUCGAGCCAAAUGCCACUAUUGGAGAGAUCAAGUCUAUGUUCCACAAGAGCCAUCCUCAGUGGUACCCAGCCAGGCAGUCCAUCCGCCUCGACGCCAAGGGGAAGUCUCUGAAGGACGAGGAUGUUCUGCAGCAUCUUCCUGUGGGAACCACGGCAACCUUCUACUUCCGAGACCUGGGAGCUCAGAUCAGCUGGGUCACGGUCUUUCUGACGGAGUACACUGGUCCUCUGGUCAUCUACCUGAUGUUCUACUUCAGGGUUCCUUUUAUCUAUGCACCUAAAUAUGAUUUUACCACCAGCAAACAUUGGGUCGUACAUCUCGCCUGUAUGUGUCACUCCUUCCACUACGUCAAGAGACUUCUGGAGACACUGUUUGUCCACCGCUUCUCUCACGGGACGAUGCCGUUACGCAACAUCUUUAAGAACUGUACGUACUACUGGGGCUUCGCGGCAUGGAUGGCGUAUUACAUCAACCACCCGCUGUACACGCCGCCCAGUGAGUUCUACGGGGAGCAACAGAUAAGACUGGCGGUCAUCAUAUUUUUGUUCUGUCAGAUCGGCAACUUUUCCAUUCACAUCGCUCUCCGGAACCUCCGUCCACCAGGCUCUAAGACCAGGAAGAUUCCUUAUCCAACCAAGAACCCCUUCACCUGGAUCUUCCUGCUGGUCUCCUGCCCCAACUACACCUAUGAGCUGGGCUCCUGGCUUGGCUUCACCGUCAUGACGCAGUGUCUGCCGGUGGCCUUCUUCACUUUGGUGGGUUUCAUCCAGAUGACCGUCUGGGCCAAGGGGAAGCACCGCAGCUACCUGAAGGAGUUCCGCGACUACCCUCCCCUCCGCUCACCCAUCGUGCCCUUCGUCCUGUAGAGGACUUUUUUUUGUAACCCUCCCUCAACCCAUCCAGCCCUCCCUAGUCGUAGGAGUCCAGUACCCUCAACAUUAACGGACAGGAUGCACUUCCUCUUUUCUUUCGUCCAAAGUUUACACCAGAACUUCAUGGAUUGACUGACGGAAUCCAUCUCUGUCCUCCUUCAUUUCCUCCCAACCCAUAUGUUCUUUCUGCCUUCCUGUUCUACAUCCCUGUCGUGUUAUAUGAAAAUAUAAAACACUACACUUGCAGUUUUUUUGACCGCUAACAAACUCAAUUCUGAUUGGUCGACUGGCUUAUGUGCUUUUGAUCUCCCAGAGCAGCCGUGACUCUCAAACUACCCAGUGUUCACUGACAGACGUGCUGUGAGACGUCAUCCUGCUCUUACAUCAUCUGAUACUGUUGUUUUGGGGCUGAUUCUGCAUCUAGUGAAAUUCAGUAAAUCUUGUUCAGUUUUGAUAUCUAUUGCUCUAAAUUUUAGACCAUGACAGCAUUUAAUUUUGUUGAUGUCUGAAGUAAUUUAUUAAAAAACAAUAAACCCAAA
Molecule: messenger RNA, 1798 nt
Organism: Hippoglossus stenolepis (Pacific halibut)
Lineage: Eukaryota; Metazoa; Chordata; Actinopteri; Pleuronectiformes; Pleuronectidae
Gene: tecrb
Product: trans-2,3-enoyl-CoA reductase b
Exons: 11
Coding region: 195-1253 (352 amino acids)
Biological process (GO): very long-chain fatty acid biosynthetic process
Molecular function (GO): oxidoreductase activity, acting on the CH-CH group of donors
Source: RefSeq, a predicted model, not a curated record